Molecule: messenger RNA, 2088 nt
Organism: Trichoderma virens Gv29-8
Lineage: Eukaryota; Fungi; Ascomycota; Sordariomycetes; Hypocreales; Hypocreaceae
Exons: 1
Coding region: 1-2088 (695 amino acids)
Source: RefSeq, a predicted model, not a curated record
AUGAGAAUAUCUCUAGCGGCAUCCCUGACCAGUCAACGGGAGCAGCUCUCGCAUACGCCUGAUUUACAAGUAUCACGUCUCAAGACGAAACCGGAUGAUAUUGGAGGCGCCAGUCGUCAUCAACAACGAUGCGCAUCAGGGUUGGGCAUAAGAGAACAUCGGAAUCUAGACCUAGCUGCGCUGGAAUUUACCGACCCGGAAGAAAAAUGGCAGUCCGAAUCCAAUACGCGUCCGGCUAAAUGGAACCUUCAGCCGACAGCGCCAUCUACAAAUGAUACCACGACCCUUGACAGCCAACGCCCAGAGAGUGAUCUUGUUGGAUUCACUGGAUUUCAGAUCUCGGAUGUUUCAGAUUUUAAUUUUUGUUUCGAGCAAUUCUUUGACAAGGACAUCGAAUUUCCCAGCUGGCCAGAUUUCACACUUUCAACGAACGGUUUAGAGUAUCAGCUCGACGAUGUUGGGGAAGGCAGUCACCAGACACAACCGACAGAAGAUCAAAAGCCCUUCGAAAAGAAGUGCACCAAAAUUACAGACUCCCCACCAAAGAUGAAUGAGACUUUCCUGCCACAUGUCAAUAGGGACGCUACUUAUCUAACGCAUUUCGAGCGGUGGAUUGCUAGCUGUGGCUACUCUCUCAAAGAGGACGGCAAAGGAAACUAUCUGAGAUUUGUUCUCGACUACAUUCAAAGUGCGCACUGUAGUCAUGAUUCUCCAUUCCGGUUUGCCGUCCUUGCCUGGGCUGCAAAGCACUUGGCAACGACCUCUUCAUCCCACGACGAAUCUUGGAAAAUAUACUAUACCCGAGCAGUCCAAGGUCUUGAGCGUCUACCAUGGCGGGGAGAACCGAAUAAUUUUUUGGAGUCCGGCUCAGCUGCACCGACCCGGCUAUGUGUCAUUUCUUCAAAAGCCGAGGUCACAAUAUCAUCUGCACUGUUUCUCUGCAGAUGUGACGUUUUAAAUGGCGAUGCCACUUCGAUUCUCAACCGGUUGGAUAAUUUAAAAGAGCACUUGGCAUGUCAUCUUGAUGUUACCUGUCUCUCUGCCUUGGCAUGCAAAUUUCUCCUGUGGCUUUGUUAUAUUGAUGUCCGUCUAAGGAUAUUUUCCUCACCAAUGCCAUUCAGCGCCAGAGGAGAAAAUAUCCCGAUGACUACACUGCUUGAUGAACUCAUACGCCACCCUAAUUACAAACAUAUCUUAUCUCACUCGCACUCCUACCUGUCCGAAAUUUUUGGUCAAACAUAUCCUCCUGACGAGCUGGCUCAAGACGAGAAGAAAGUACCCGUAUCAGUCCGAACGCAUGAAACAUUCUGCCUCAUUUCCAAAAUGCUUCACUAUCGCUCAUGGAAAUAUAUAGUAGAACAAAACGGCGCUUUGUCGGAACAACGUGAGCUCGCAGAAGCUAAGGAGACUGCGAUCAGCCUUGAUAUACGACGCAUGGACACUGAAUUUGACCUUGCUGUAGCGACGAACCCUGCAGCUAGUGCACUUCGCAACAUCAUCACAAGUCUUGGAAAUAAUACUGCCAAUGGUAGCCUGGCUCUAAAUUCACUUCGGCCUGCAAACACAUUACAGGAUACCGAUCGAGCCUCGCUGCAGUGGUUAUCUUGUUAUGCAGCAUUUCUAUCAGCCAAAGUGCUCUGGUCACGAUUUCUGUACCCUGAUAUACGUAGUGAUUCGACCGCCACAAUCGCAACUAGCGGUAUCCUAAAAAUUGCAUUACGGCUCCGGCACAUAUACCGUGAAGGCGGGAUGGCACCUCUAACGAAGAUACCUCGGUCAAUGUUAUGGCCUUUACCCAUCUUUAUUGCAGGAAUCGAAACAAUGGACGAAAUAUAUGCGGAUUGGAUUUCGGAGUUCAUGGAUGAAAUGGCAUCGGCCAUGAAUGGCGUAACAAGACGGCGCGAUCAUAAUACUGUAGAGCACAUAGAUGCUUCAGUCGGCAAUACGGCAGACGGGUUAACUGACCAGAGGCUUAUACUGAUACUCAUGAUGCGCGUACGGGAGAAACAGGAUCUCUUAGGUCGCCGUGUGGAUGUCCAGGGAGUCAUGAGUGAGAUGAAUGGUGCCAGAAAUAUAUCUUUAUUAUAA